AUGAAGGAUGCCCAAAUGAGGAUGACGAAACAAAAUAUGGUAAGUACAAGUUCAUGUGCCCCCAACGUUCUGUCAUUGCCACAUUUGUCCUAUCCUCAGUUGCUAGACUUUGCUAAAAAGUUUAAUAAGUCUCGAUGUCAUUUACCAGAAAUAUUUGUCCACAGCUAAGUUUUAAAGAUGUUUAUUUCAUUGCGUUUUUGUCGUCGAUGAUUUCUGUUUCGCCUCCCGGAAGGUGGUUACUUCAAUUGGUUCAUCUUUACCAUCUUUCUUGUUCACGAGUUUUAGAGAUUUUUCAGUAAUGAAGGUUAUCUUGCGGAAGUCCAAAAUGUCCUUCUCGUGUACACACACUAAGAGAAGUUGUCCACCGGCAAAGAUUAAACAAAAAUAAGAGUUCAGUAAACGUCACUAACUUUUUAAUGACAAUUUUAUCGAUUUUGCCACGAGACUUGUGGUCAGUGUUUAUUGCAAACCACGCGAAAUGUAUCAAAUUUUAAACAAGGAAGUUGUAUAGCAAUGAAACAAAACGAAAUCUAGAAACAUUACAUCGUUUCAUAUGUAAUAAACAACAGCUUUCUUGUUAAUAACAGGAAAUAUAUACUUGCUUACGUCUAACUUUUGUCUGUUUUAAUGUUGUUGUUUUUCCUUACUGAGUGAGAGGGAGGGUGGGGGGAAGUUGGUUUUUCUGCACGUUUUAUGACCUUCAAAAUUAAAUUAGUUUCUUUGUAAGGUAAUCUUUGUCGACUUAUAAGAGUUUUAUUGGCCUGGCAAGAUGAGCUGAUAACCGUAAUUCGUUUGCCGCCAUUAAGCGUAUUAUGCGAUCAUAGUUUUAGUUACGCUUCCUUUGUUCAUGCUGUUUCAAAAAAAUGACAGCGUGUUUCGUGACCAGAUGUUUGUUUGAUUUUGGGGUUUUUCUUGAUUGGGGCUUAACAGAUCAAAGGAUUUUUAAUGAAUCUUUUUAAUAAUUCAAAGUAAAAAGCUUUUCCUCCGAAUGGUUUAUUUUAGUCAAAACAAUAAAGAGUUGUUUUUGAUAACAUUGAACAGAAAGUUAAUCAAAUCUCCUGCAAGUAAGAAAACAAGAACUGUUUCCUUAAAUCUUCGCGUGAUGUAUUUCUAACUUUUGAAUCUGAGGGAGAAAUCCUAUGGUGCUAUUAUUUAAAUGAAUCAAAACCUCUUCAGCAGUAUCUGUGAGUGGUGUUAUUCGUUUUGAAUAUUUUGCAAAGAGAAAUUUAGAAUUUUGCCUAAUAUUAUAAAGAUUAAGUCGCCCAGAUACUCGAGAUAUCAAUCACCUAAUUUCAUCGAUACGUUUUUGUUUGGCACUAAAUAACAGCUUAAUCGAAUGAAAAAGAUUCCUUAGAGCAAAAUACACUAAGUCCUUCAAAUGAGAGAGCAUGUUUUCUGUGCGAUACAAAGUUGAGAUUUAUCAAAUCAGGUUGGUUCCGUGAGGAACAUUCCAGACAUAAGAAUCACCAACAGUGCAUCAACCAGGACAUUGUCUUUCAAACGUCAGAGUGAAUUACAGAAAAUGGACUCCAUUUCAAGAGCAGCUGUCUUUUAAAGAUGCUUUCAGGUGUGACGUAAAUUUUACCGUCCAAACUUGACCAUCUAAAACAUAGGGGCACCCAAUGACUUUUUUCUGUAAAAUAUCUGUUCGGAGAAGCAAAAUUGCCUAAAAAUUUUCUAUAGCUUGAGGAAGGCUAAAAAUGUCUAGAUGAACACUCCAUUCAUGUGCAAUUUUCGAAGCUUAUCUUAUAAAUUCCCUACGAUUUUCUGAAGUAUAAUUUUGCGCAUUUCACUCCCCAGGUUAAGCUAUUUUCGUAGAAAAAGAAAAGUAAGCUAAAAUGUUAGGAUUCGAAAAUGUGAUGGAGAGAGGAAUCAGAGAAAUUCUUACUUUUGUAAAACUUUGAAUUGCAUCAAAAAUUUCGGGAAAAUAAUACUGAAGCCCGUGUAAUUUCGAAAAGACUUAAGUUGCCCUAGGAUGACCGAACACAUUUGAAAUUCUGUAGCGCAGCUUAGAAUACAUUUCUAGAGAUCCAAAAGUACUCUGGAUAGCCUAGAAAGAGUUUUCAAUGUAUGUAGGAGGAAACCGUCGUUGGGUGCCCCUGAAAACAUACUUCUCCUCGUAAGUGAGGUCGGUGGCGUAAACUUUCUUUUAUGUUCAGUAACUAUAAUAGGUACAUGAAUUUUAAAAAUAGAAUACAAUAGACUUGUGCAUAAGUGAGCAUUUUAUUCUCAGCAGCGUUCAGUGAAUGUAAGGAACGGCACAAGAAGAAUCAGCUGUUACUUCUUGUAGCCGGAUCUACAUGUUCGUAACAAACGUCAAACUAUUUCAAAUGUGGGGCUGAAAGAAUUGAAACACUCUUUUCUAGAUCAACCAUCACGUGAAUUGAUUGACGAAGCAAACGGCUCUGAUUGGUCAAUUUAGAGUCUCUUUUUCGCCUUAAGUUGAAGGUUGACAAAAACAAGCGUGCUUUCACGUAAUAUGUAUACUUGCCAGUUUAUACAAGAACGCUAUCUUUGGCUUUGUGGCGGCGUUUUUUCAAGCGUUCGGAUGCAAAGAUAGCUAGAAAUAUACAAAAUCAGCUAAGAUAAACACAAACGUUUUUAAAAUCUAUACAGAGACGAUAAGAAUGAUAUGUAAGCUAUUAAAAGUUGUAAAACCCUUACAUUGCGCCCACUCAAAUACCUUCCAGUCCAUCAGGUGUAGGCUAAAAUUCAAAAUUCCGGAUCUUCUUUUUUGAGAAUUUAAGAGAUUUUAAAAAAAGAACUUUACAAAGUCUUGGGUAUUUUUUGCGAUGACGAGUAAUUUGUUAGGUCUUAAGCUUCAGGUGACGAUAAAAAAAAUUCAGUUUAACUCAGGAAAAAGGUUAUCUUUUUGCGAUUUUCCCAGUGGCCAGACUGGAGGGCUGACUCUUCUCUUGUGUUCUUUCCGAUGAAACGACACAAAGAGUUUUUUGGUGAUUUUUCCGGAAAUUUGUGUAUACGCCUACAGUGCAUGGAACCCUGCCUGAUCGUCUUCCAGGGACCAUCGAUGACCAGUGAAUACUUGGUCUUGUUAAUGCGUUGGUCAUAAUAACUAAAUCAGCAUUAGCAUACUAAGCGUUUCUAGGACAUGUCUUCACAGUUUAUCAUUUAAUUCUAUAUAGAAUGAUCGAUGAUUCCAUAUUUUCCACGCCUUUCGAUAAAAAAGUUCAUACGGGUUGUCAGAUCGAAUGCCUCCGACUUGCCAUCCGGCAAAAUGUAAGGAAGAUAACAACUGGGCAUUCUCAAAGGUCGUCUUAGUCUUAUAACAGGAUGGUAGAAUAAAGAAAUAAAUGGACCUUGAUUUGGUCUAGAAAAAAAGCGUCUGUAAUUGCAGAAUGGUCGUACGGCGGGCAUCCACUGUACUUGCAAAGUGUACGCUAAUGUCGUACCUAGAUCACUUUACGGUUUCGACGACAAGAAAUCUAGGUACAAGAUUAAGUGUACGCAAAUGAAGCUAUUAAGAUUAUCUAACAAACGGAAACUGUUACAUAGUACACUUUUCGUUUGUGGAAUCGCCUUUGAGGUUCUCUAGUAUUCCCUCUGUAUUUCAUUAGUAAGCCCUUAGUUUUACCUCCACCAGAGGCCUCCUUUCAGCGGUUUUUCAUGGAAACGAGUUUAAAUGGUUAUUGUGAAUUCUUUCAACUCAUUAACCUCGUUUGCAUACCUUGUGAGUAUUUCACCGCAUGCUCAACCGUGAUAAAAGUUGUGUUAAAAUUAUUUUUACACUCUAUUUCAAACCGCUGUUUGACGCUUUUCCUUAUAAUUUGGCCUCGCACCAGGACUUUUCGUUUUUUGUUUCACGGUCGUUUGGAAGCCUAGGUUGAUUAUGAUCAAUUCUAUUUGGCGUUGAAAAAGGGCAGUCUUGUGUAAUUUAAAGUAAAGGUUCUCGAUUGCCUAAAACGCUAUCGAACGGGCAAGUAGGUUUAUCUUGCACCUUACUAGUGCUAAGAUAAACAUGGCCGAUCAUAUUUGCCAAUUUCUUGAAGCCAUUCUUUCUCUUUACCCGAAGGAGUCAAGAAAAUUCCAAAUUUCAUGUCCUUUAAUUCUGCAAGACACCAUGUGAAAGUACUGCUGAAGAUGUUUCAUUUGAAUGGUCACAUCAUAUGAUUGGAUCCAUAGAAUCACAAUUGCCUUUUAUUACAGUUAUCUCAGGGAGUGAGGGGGGUUUAUGCUUUUUCAGUGUGUUUUUGUUAUGAGAGAGUCGCCGUAGAUAUUGAGAAUUUUACCGAAUAAGCAAUAUAACCUGUUUGUUUACCUAUAUCCUCGGUUUUUAUCUAUGCUGGAAAUGAUCACGGGUUUUUUGUUUUUGUUUUUCACGUUCGAUUCGGCCAAUGUUGUGUAAGUUGUUGACACCUGCCCAAAGCUCCCUCGCCGGCAUCACGUCGAUAACUGGCAGAAAAGGAAAUGAAAUCAGAUAGGAGUUUUUAAGAUCCCAAGGGCCAGUAAAAGUCUAUUGCUCAAUAACUAAUUAUUUUCAAGAUAAACUUUGAAUAAUGCGAUAAGGCGACUGAGCAGUUAAAUAAUUUUUUGUCGAUGCUCUCUACAGAGCUCGGGCACCGCGCCGUUUUUGAAGUUUGUCCAUCCGGAUGCACGAAGUCAUAAUAUUCAACAACGACAAAAACAAACGUUUUCAACAUCUGCUACAGCUAAAAACCUUUUCUGGUGGUCGUUGAUAGAUUUCUCGGCUAGAGUUUAAACAUUGGGUUGAUUUUAUUAACACUAGAAAUGGAAGUGCAGGUCCCUGAAAUGAAUGAGGGAAGAUUUUGGCUGUCAAAUAUGAUAUCUAUACGCGAGAAAGUAUCAUCGCUACUAUUAGACUUGAUGGAAAUUAGGAACAGUAUACGCUGUACAUACGUUAUCACGUAGAACAAAGCUACUGUAAGGCGAGAAAAGAGCGAGGUUUAUAGCAUAUAAUUUCCGUUUCCGUGCUUUCACUAAAAAACAAUGAAGAAACUGUUCGAUUAACUCCCACGACAGGGCUAUUCAAAUUAAGAACAAAUCAUCACAGUGGACUCUUUGUUCGUGAUCACUUCUCUUGUAAACAUCUGAGGACAAACGUCUGUCCUCUCCCCCGCAUUGUCAAAAAUAAAAAUCAGAUUUUUUCAGCUGUUAUAGUGGGUAAUCAAGGGAUUGUAUAAUUAAGCAUCAUCUUCGCAGGGCAGGGUACAGAUUGGAGUGUUUUUAGAAAUUCAGGACCGUUGUUUUUUCUUUGUGGUCUGCGAAAAUAGAAAUUAUCUGAAAGAGAUUUACGAACACCUCGCUAGGAACAGGUCAGAGAAGGGUUCGAAAAUCAGAGGAAGGUAGCUGAAGACAUGAUUACAAAGGUACAUAAAGUAACUAUUGCUUCCUUAUCUUCAAAAGUUUAUACGAUGACAAUUGUACUGUGGGUUUAUCGACGCCUUAAAGAUCAACAUGGCGUCUUAGUCUAUUAGUACUUCCAAACAUCGCUUUGGAAUCACCUUUUUAACUGCAAUGGCUCAUAAGUAAGAUAGAGAGUUAUGCAUAUAUAUUCGGGCACUUUUUAUUUGUAUACUGGUAAUUAAUUAGUGGUCAGUACCAAGUGUAAUAUACGACGAUGAAGAGCAAGUAAAUCAGUUCUUUUAACCUGCGUACUCAAAAAAACUUGUUACAUUUAUCAGACUGCUAUCUCCUCGCCCAAAAAAAGGUGCUCUUUUAAACAUCCUUUGACGCGUUACUGUAAACUGUUGUUGCUUCCAACAACUUCGAUCACUUAAAACUUUUAUUAACUGCUAAAAGCCAACUUUCUUAUUUUGUAUUUAUGAUUCAAAAAGCGAAUUCGCGGAGGGAACUUCAGAUUAAGACUUUUUUGUAACCUCCUAAUGAUACCUUUUUGUCAAAAACCACAAGAGGAAUCAACAGUGACAGUUUUGAGAUUGCCAUCGAUCACAGUUGUAGUUAUUAAAUUAGUGUUAUGCUUUAUUUCUUUCACCUCAAAUUUUAUUUUCAAACUGUCGCUGGGGUAAUCAUGCGCUAGCUUAGGCUCUUGUUUUAGUUUUCUGAGACUGUUGUGGCUACAAUCUUAGCAGUUAAGCCAUGACCCAUGCCGAACUAACAUUCAUUUUAGAACUUCAGCCUAAGUGUUCAAUGGCUAUUCAUUAUGAUGGCUACUUGACUUAAUAUCCUUUUUAAGUACUAGAGCGUCAUAACUCAAAAUUACAUCAACGAUUUUCGCCUCCACUUCUUUGACGCAAGCCAUCUCGUCAUUUUUCUUUUUUUUUUUAAAAAUCCAAACGUUCGUAUUCGUUAUUUUUCUCCUCAAUAUCGUUGAUGGACUUAGAGAGCAAAGUUAAUAGUUACAGAAUUUAAGAAUGAAUAAAAAUAUCCGUAAUGGUAAAUAAGGCAUUGACGUAUUUUAGAUCGGACGAAUCAUUAAAUCAAACCACCGGAGAUAAAUUGCCUGCUUUUAAGUGUUGAGAUUAAUUUACUUUCAUCUUUGUCAGUAUGCGAUGUUUUUUUUUUUUUUCUCAUCGGCGUGAUAUAUUUGAUUAGUUCCAUUAAAGAAAUUUAAGUGACUGGUCUGUUUUCUCUUAACUGUUACUAAGGGACGGACCAUUAGAAAAGUUAUGGGGGGGGGGGGGGGGAAUUUUCGAGCUGCAGGAAUUUUUUUCAUUAUCAAAUUCUUUGUAUGGAUUUUUUUAGGCCAUUGCAUGAAUAUUUUUUUAGCGUUAAUUGGCGUGCAUGAAUUUUUUUCAUUUAAUUUUCCCUUGCGCGAAUAUCUUUUUUUUGUACUUCGCACCCCCCCCCCCCCCCCAUAAGUUUUUUAUUGGUCUGCCCCUAAAGGAGACCACCCCUCUUUACGGCAGGUGAUUCUUUUAUUUUGAAAACUGAAUAUUUAUUGGGAAUGUGCAAAAAAAUUUUCGGGUAAAAGGCGACCAUUUGCCCCAGCAGGUCAAAAGAAGAUAUGGGGAAGUCCGAAAACCUGAUGUCAAAUUUUAUAGAUAAUCCAUAAGUUUUCUAAUGGUCCGUCCCUAAAGGAGAUCAGAUCUCUUGACGGCAGGUGAUUCUAUUAGUAUGCAAACUGAAUAUUCAUCGGGAAUGUGACAAAAGAAUUUCGGAUGAAAGGCGACCAUUUGCCACAGCAGGUCAAUAGAAGAUAUGGGGAAGUCCGAAAAUCUGAUGUCCAAUUUGAUAGAUAACAGGACAGUAUUACCUAGACUACGCUUCCAUUCAUUGUUUUUCCAAAGGUCGUUAGCCAUUUGACAGAUUUUACAGAAAAGAAUGUACAAAAUUGCAGUAACAUUUUCGCAAACUUUUGCCUCAAAGUUUUAUUAACGUUUGUGUCUCAAUUUGUUCAUUCAUGAAACGUUUACAUUUUUUUUUCCUUCGAUGCAAUCAAUGUCUGUCCCUUUUAGAAAUUGAGGGUUAAAUUCCGGUCGGGGAGGAAAAAUUCCGUCGUAACUGAUUUCAUGUGUGAACACUUAACCCAUUCGCUCUCGGGAAAUUGGCCGAAAAACGCCUUUUGAAGCUAGUCAAGCCGUUUUCUGUUCACUGUCCGCAAACGAAUACGCUACAGAACGUAGGAUCAAGCUGAUUAACUUUGUAAGACAUCAAAGUGUCUUGUUGAUGUCUUUAGUUGCAAAGUUAAUUUUCACGAAGCACGGUCAACAUUGCAGAAUUCUCAAUGUGUCUACUUGGUAUAUUUUUGCUGAACAGGUCUUCUAUAGAUCCUACGUUCUGCGGCAUAUUCGUUUGCGGUCCUUUGCAGUUGAUGUUCAUUUGUUAUUUGAAGCAGUCAUUUUGCGUUGUUUCCUUUGAGAGUUAAGUUACUCGAUAUUUGCUUCAUUUUCUUCAAAUAUGUUAGAGGAAAUAUGUAGAAAUGAAGCUCAUAAAAAAGGUCCAUAGAUUUAAAGACAAAGGACGGCUCGUUGUAGUGGCAGUUUUGAUUUACGUCCCUCCACUCCCCCGCCCCUUUUCAAGGUUGAAAUGUGUCGAUAUCGUAACUUAUCCAACUUCUCAACAGAAUCCUUGGAAGUAAUCUCACACGUUGCUAUCAUAUUUUCGGCAGUAUUCAAAACGAAAAUUUUAGGAUUGUCUGUGCCGUUUUGAUUUGAGUUAAAGUAAGAUAAUUGGGGGAGAAUGCUUUUUGUGUGAGUUAUAUUCUUUUAUGUUUUCAAAACAUGAAGUUUCGUCACGUGAUUCCACUGUUGUUGACGUCGUAUAGGCUGUUAUAGCAUCAGCGUCUCUCUUUAGCGCUCUUUACACGAAUUACUAAUACUUGCUUAAAACAAGUGAACAGUUCAAGAAAGAAAUUAGCUUCGGGAAAGGCUGUUAUUGCUAAUUCUCGUGUGUCAAGUUUUUGUUCCCAAUAAGCUACUCGGUCAUUUCCUAUCAGUUGUGGGUUCAAAUUCUGCAAAAUACAACUGUUUUCUUUCCCAUUAUGCUCUUGCCAUAUUUGGCAUUGAUUUUAAACAAAUUACUUAGAAGAAGAGUCACUAAACAUCAGCUUUAUCAAAUUUUUGUUUUCCCUUCAUACGCUGUCCAGCAAAACAACCAAGGGUCAACUAUCCGAUGACAUUAAUUGUUCCAAACUUCUCUCAAGACUUACCCUAACCGGCCUCGCUUAAUUAACAGUGUCUGCACGCGAUUGUUGAACUCUUUUACAACUUUAGAUUAUAUAUAUGCAAAGACAUAUUUUUAAACUCCGUAAAUGAUCUAUCUUAGUCGUCUUUCAGACUUUGCCCCUGGAAAUUGCCUGUCCCGAUUCUUGCCCAACAAGGUUCCCCAGGACUUAGACAGGAAGUCUGUGUUAACUCAUUUUCUACAUACCCUUCUAUCAAAUUAACUGACCAUUCUUUCGUUGAUUCAUUAACGACUUGUGUCUGCCCAGAAGGCUGUUUUGUAGUAACCCUUCUUGGCUUUUGCUGAAUCUGUUCUCAGUGCCAUGAUGUUAAUAGCUGUGCACGUGGCCAAGAACAUACCAUUUGCACGAGAGCCCUACAGGUAGUGUCUCGUUAAUUUGUUUUAACCGAAAGAGUCCAACUUCAUUUUUUCUGACAUGGAUCAAAAAAGCUUAGUCACAUUCCACACUUUCGCAUUAGUCUACCUGAGUUUUUAUCAGGUUUCUUAUCUCCCCCUCUCAAGCGAGCAUAAAAAUCAAUGCCUUGAAUGUUACCUCCUUAACCUUUAGCUUUUCUCUUCUUGAGGUUAGUUGUCACGGAGGGGGGACUCCUGGAAAUUCUUGGUGCUCGUGUGCCGCUCAGUUCUUCAAAUCCUAACCCUAUUUCAGGCCAAAAAGAUGUCAUUUUCCACACCCGUUUUCAGACCAGGCCUCUAAAAUCAUACCCGUUUUCAGACCAGGUCUUCAGAAAUUAUGUCAUCAUUGUUAAUUGUUUGGAUUAACACGCCAACAAUAAAGAUUUCUCAAAAUCCAUUUAGGAAUUCUACUUUCUAUCUCACUGAUUAGGAUUUGAAACGUUAAAUACGUUUAUACACUCCCGUAGUUCCCUCGAAAACAAUAUUCGAUUCCAGACAAAAGCGCAAAAUCUAUACCCGUUUUCAGACCAAAACGACGUAAAAACCCUACUCUUUGGGGUGGCACAUACCUAUAUGGCUAAUAUAAGGGAGUACCCCCGGGUUAGUUAAACAUGCAAAUUAGCUAUUACUUUUGGGAUCUGUGGACAAAAUCCGAUUAUUUGACGGUCCAAAUGAAACUUGUUCAGUAUUGUUUCCUUACAUUCCUUUUCUCAAUUGAUUUCACUCCAAAAGGUCAUUGAGAUUUCGUUUGGAUGCAGGAAAGUUAGGUUUCGUUCGACUUUGCAUGAUUAACUACAAGUCAAAACUACAAGUGUAACUUUUCAAGAAUCCACUUCAUGUGGACAACAUCGAUCAAAAGAUUGAUAUGUUAAAUCUGUUGUCAAAUGAGGAUUCACGUAUCAUUUAAAGCUUGUAUAGAAGAUCUUUAGUGUUGAUACUUUUCUUCGUCAAGUGCUGUUGAAAGUAGAGGAAAUGUGUCAUCAAGGUCGAAAACUGAAAGGAUCGCCAGCUGCUGUUCGCAUUAAUGUUCUUGUGUCAGGCUGAUGAAUGUCAGCCUCGCUUUUAAAGGAAACAAAAAAUCAGCUAGAAAGAUAACGAAACUCCAGUGAAACCUAAAGAUUUUUAAUUAGUUACAUGUAUUUUUGUUUUAAUCAACUUAUGCCUCUAUUAAGGAGUUUACAUCCUUAAGAAAUUGCUGAGUAAUAUGCAUGGAAAAUUUCAAUAACUCUAUCACAGGCGGAUUGCUCUGAUAAUAAUAAAAAAUAAAUAAAAUGAAAUAGAUCCUGUAAAAGUUUAAAAUUUACAGUAUGCACGGGUCUUUAUUAUAUCAGACAAUUUCAGCGAGACGGAAAGGUAAGGCUUGUUUAUCCUUGUAUUUUUUGGUGUGUGUUUCUAUUUGAACAAAAAAGGACUUUCUUCGAAUUAUCUGAAUAAUCCUAAGAUUGCACGAGAAACACCUCUGAACGGAAAUGCGAUCUUUUGCUGAUCUCAGACUUGCCAAUGCUUGAUUUGAUAAGACGAAUCAGAUCUUGGAGAAAAUCACGAAACAUGUAUAACAACUUUCAAAGUCCUCUUGCUGAACGAAAACGAGAAAUCCUAUUCCUGAAUUUGGGAGGGAAUACUUUGUCAGCGAUUAUAGUAUAACGAUGUCAUGCCAGAGAGCAAAAGAAACAAAUUUUAAGGAUGACAAACAUAUUUUAAUGUGAUGAUGUUGACUGUUUGGCAAUAUAAUAAUAACUCAUCAGACCCACUCAUUACGUUUACGAUGGGAAAACCUGUGGGACUUAAUAUAAAGUGCCAUGUUGCCCGAACUUCUUAUAUCCAACCUGGCAAAGAAUAAACGUCAUUGCUGUGUAUUGUGACAAGAUGAAUAAGUUUUCGAUAUUUGGCUUUAAAAAAAUGGUUUUUGGACGAUUUUUCCCGAAAUGUUUUGAUUUUACAAGGGGGAUGUUCCUUACUACAAUGAGUUGAGAAAAGGAAGUCGUAAAUAAACAAAUGUGAAAUGCGCCCGUGGAGAAGAUCUGUUGUUUAUGUAAACAAUGGUUAAAAAUACAUUGCUUGCCUAGUAGGGGAACCUGAAAUUUAUUACCAUUCCUCACGAAAAAUUGUUCAGUUGCUAAGUGUAGUUUUACAAGUUGCUGUCAUUUUUGCAAUCUCUGCCAGCUAUGAUAGCAGGAAAGCACUACACUAGAGAGGCGAUGGUUAAGUGGAAAUGCAUACCUUUACGACCAGAAAACCGUAAAAGUGAUUUCUUGCAUUCCUGAUUACUGAAAAUGACCGCUCGGGCCGUCCUUCGUGGCGUAAUUGAAAUAGCUGUGUGCAUAGGAGGUAACAAAAGAUAACAUAGGAACGGGGACAUUUAACCCUUGCCGCGCCCAUAUCCCCUCCUACAGAUGAUAACACCAUAGAAAGUUCAAAUCAAAAGUAACUAACUAUACCCACGUCUUUACGGACGUUCUUAUAUGGCAACGCUGGACACGAACUAAGCAAAGCAGACUUCCCUUAGAGCGACGUAAAAGCCUAUCCCUAUUUCCGUGUGUGGGUAUAGAUAAGAAGCGGAGAAUCUAUCCACCGCUUUGUGUGUAUUGUGAAUGCCUGCAUAUCAUUGACACAGAGGAACAGCGGGUCAGUGACGGAAAGCUAGAAAAGAUAAAAGCCAAUCACCGUCAGUCAGUCGGUGAAAAGGACUAUUUUCUGUGGCCUGUAUAAGAAAGAACCUGUACGCACGUUAAGUUAUGGCAACUAAGGCCUUUUAUAAGGUAAGAGUGUUUUAAUUGUCACCUUUUUUAAGCCCAUUAAGUGCCAUUUAAUUACAAGUACAUCUAAUUUAUGAACAAGCUUUCUUCUUGGGCACGAGCAAAGAGAGCUUGAUCUCUGCAUGUAAAAUAAAUUAAGCUAACUUGUUUUAGAAAGAGUUUAUAGACGGACUUGCAAACGCAUAAUUACUUUGCCAAAAGACCCUGCAACCACCCAAUGCGAGUAGACGCUAAUGGCCGGAAUAACCAUCGACUCUACUUUUUAGGACACAUGCAAUUUGUGCAUUGCCUAAUCAUUAGUAUAUAACGGUACACAAAUCGUUUACCUUAGUUAAGUAGUUUUGACGAGCGUAUUUAUGUUUAGAAAGUGAGUUGUUGUUUUUACCGGCAAUAUUUUAAACAAAUCGAACCCUGUAGGUCUGAAAGAAUAUUGGCGACGUUAAAAAAAACAUAAAAUUCUUAGCAGUUCCGGGUUGUAUUAACUUUGAGAUGCAAUCUGUUUCCAUCCGUUCCCUAUCUAACCCAUAAUUAUCUCAGUAGAGUACUGACCCAAUAGUAAUCAAAAUUCCUUUUCCUGUUUUAGACCUUUGACAAAGUGAAUCGUCCCAGUGAGAUUAUGAAACUCAAACGCGCCUACUGAGACCAAUGUUGAAUUGCUGCUUAAAUGUGGGACUGUAUGCGAAUGUAUGAAAUUGAUUUUUAAAAUCCUUGUAAUAAAACAAAAAUUUUGUGAGAUGUAAGAAUCGAAACUGGUGGAACGACGUGAGCACAAAACACGAAAAACUAAAGAGUUGUUGUUUUAUGAGCUGGUAAAAAUAGCAAACCAAUUCAAUAUUACUUUUGUAGCUUAAUGGUACCUUAUAAAAAAAAAGAUUGAAUGAUUAGAAAUUACCGAUAUUAACUUGCCGGCGUAGAAUAUAGGAAACCUUGGAGAUCAAGUGAAAAGAUAACCCAAGAACGAAUUGAUUAGAUAGUCUUUCGUUAUAUAAUGAUAGACCAAAACCGGGGAAAUUAUUUCUCGCCAAGGAAAUGCUAUUACUUAGACCUUUUUCAGUUGUCACAUUAGGGCCAAUCGAAUUGUACGCUAUUUCUUUCCAAUUUCUCUCAACGGGGGUACAAAUUGCCAACUCUAGAUCUCAUUUCAUUUCGUGGCAGUAAUUUACCAUCUACUUCAUUUUCUUUCUUCACAUUUUAUUAAAUAUUUAUGUAAAAAAAAGAGGUGAUGAGAAUUCAGAGAUUCGUCAUAGGAACACCAUCUUGAUGCCCCAGCCAUUUGUAAUGUAGAUCGGUUUGCACUAUUUUUCUUUUCUGGUACACUUAGAUACCAAGCGGACAAAUGAAAAUGCGAUGCCAAAAUUCUCAGAAAAUCCCACACAGUCUGCUUUUGAAAAAAAUGUCGAAAAACAAAUGGCACAAAAUCGGUACCAAGCGCCAAAAGAGGUCUUGUUUAAAUGUUCGCUAUAGGAUUUCGUCCAUAGUCUCAAAAGUUAUAACCCCCUACAUUAUGAUGUCUCAAUAAUUGACUGGCAAUGAGCCACUUAGUUAAACAAGGCAAUGUUUCCGAAAUUCCGUGGCUUACCAGAGGGUUAAAAAAGCGGCUUGAUUUUAUUAUCGUAACAUAGGCUAAAACAAAAAGUUCAAGGGGUUACGUGUAGUUUCAACAGUCUGUCACGAAAACAAGUCUGAUGAACUUUAAUCUACUUUUAUUCCUUGUAAUCGGGCACUUUAUCUCCAACAAAUUUGUUCUUGUUUGUUAGAAUCAUCUGUCGAAUUUUUAUACGAAUAGGGAGCAUAUUUUUCAAGUACUUGAGGAGUGUUUCGUCAAGACACCAGGUCAAGGUUGUUUAAACGCUGGAUAGCGCUAUCCACUAGAUAAAUCACUAUCCAAUGGAUAAGUAUUAAGGUUACCGUGUUAGAGUUCAUUGUCAGGGCUUUAAAACAGAGUGUGCGGGAAUUUCACGGCAGAGCCUCUCUCUUCGUUGCGCCGUACUGACGAGCCCUAAAAAGGGUGAAACAGCUGUCUACUGCUACGAGCCCGCUCUGUUUUUGGCUCUUUCGGUGUCGGGUUGAUGUCUUGCAAAGUUAAUUUUCACGUAGUACGAUCAGCUUUGCAGCAUUCAGUGUGUCUACUCAAUUGUGUUAUCCACUGAAUACUGAUUUAUCUAAUGGAGAAUGCUAUCCACCCCCACCUUAUCCUUUUAAGUCCCAAGAGUGACCAAAGUCAAUUUUCUCCAAACAAAAUCAAUACAUAAUCAAGGGAAAAUGUGGUGAGAAUUAAUAAAAUAAUCACCUGAUGGGAAAAGCUUUGAUAUACAAACAAAUUCUCUUAACCAAUUCUUCAAGGAAAUGUAUGGAGAUCAGUGCGGGGAAUUUAUAUUUACAUAUUGGGGUUUAAAAGGUUAUCAGCAACUAACGAUAACGUUAACCACUGGAAAAAUUUCUCCACUGGAUACUUAACCACCGGAUGGUGCUUUUUCCGCUGGAUAGCGUUAUCCAACGUUUGAACAACCGGGGGCAGGUUGAUAAAACCGGGGGCUUCUUUUUUACUGACUACAGAGGAACAUCGCUACGUGCAGCCUGAAGUGUCUGUUUUGAGAGAGGUGCCUGUCUUGAAGAGAGUAAAAAUAAACCCCUGAAGAACAGAGGGAUCAACUCUCAGAGUUGUCUGUUUUAGAGAGGUGUCCAUGUCUUUUAGACUGGCACUUAGCGUCCAUCUUAGAUCAAGGUGUCCUGCCUUGCAGAGAAUCAAAGACUAAAUAACCGGUAGGGACCAACUCAAGCUAUCUGUUUAAGAGAAGUGUCUGUUGUUUCUUCGGGACUGACACUUAAAGAGACUCAAAGACUAAAUAACUGAAUCCAUGCUGUCCGAGUCAGAGAGUUGUCCAUCCGUGAUAGUAGUGUUCGUAGAAGAGUUGACUGUUUUUUUUGUUUUGUUUGUUUGUUUGUUUGUUUUUUAUUUUUCCUUUACAAAGAAAUGAAGGAUUCUGUGUUUGUAGCUUUGGACUGCAGUCUUGGGGAUUGCUAACCUUUUUUUUACAUUUUCACCCGGGUUCUCGCACACUACGAGUCACAGGGCAGGGAAGGGUCUGGUGGUCAUGAUGAUGAUGAUGAUGAUCUCGUAAUAAUGAUGAUAACUAUUAUAAUAUGCAGUUCUAACUCUGUCAAACUUUAGCAAAAAAUACCAUUAUGGACAAAAUGCCACUGUUUCACCAUUCAAAUGAGACCUCCUUAUGGACUUUACAUGGUGCUAGCAUUUUACAAUGAUUUUUUAUUGACUUGUAACUUAGGCCACAUUACUCAAAAUGAAAGGGAUAAGUGAUACGUUAGAAUUUUGCUCACACACGACGCAGUGGUCAGCUUUCGUGCCACCGUUAUCAGGACCUAGGGUCACCCACUGACGCCUUGAAAACUGCUAAAUUAAAGCCCACAAAUAAUAAAACAGUGUAUUUAUUUCAUCAACAUAUCCUCGGAAAUUACAGUGGUAGGUUUGAUCUGUCAGUUUCCCAUAUUUGAACGUGUUCUAAUGCUCGCAAUUGCUUACAUUUUUAGUAAUGUAGUUUUAAAAAAACUUACUACCAGUUUACUGAACCCUGUAAAAUACUUAAAGUAUAUAAAUAUAUCUGUAUACAAAGUGUCUAACGUUCAGACAGUUCAAGUAAAAGUUGUUUCAUUUACCGAUGAAUAAUCCCGGCUUUGCUGUGUGUUGCGGCAUUCUCAGUUUUUAGAGUUAGAAAAUAGAAGGCACAUUGAGAUCGGAACCAUAUUCGUAUCAUCAAAUUAGGUUAUCAGCAAACUUCCUUUAUAUGUGUUGAUAUAUAUGUCGUAUAUCACGAACUGAACUAAUCACGAUAUAGCGACUUCAAUUAAGCUUCUGUGACUUCUGUGGCUAUCUUUUUUCUUCUCUUCUCUGCAAAUCUUUUUUAUGAAAAAAGAGGAAGAGUAAAGAAAGAAUUGAAUUAGAACAAACGUGAGGAGUGCGAAAUGCUAUGAUAUGAACACGUGGGACGCGAGAUGAAAAUAGUUUUUCGGGAAGUGUGUUUUUCCUAGUUUUAUGUAGGUGAGGUGAAAUAUUGGGGCGAAGUGAGUUCGCGCUUCACCAAAACGGUUGCGAGAGGAGACUAGCGAUUCCGCCGCAGGAUAUCGAAAUGAACCCGCAAUUCAGCGUAAUGGGAUUAGGGCUUAUUUUAGGCACUAAGAAAAAGAAAACGCUUUAAGACACGCAAUCUUAAUCUAGCUGAUAAAAUAAAGCAGGAUAUGGUAGUUCAGUUGGGGAACAACACAGACAAUAAGCUCAAUGAGAUUGUUGUCCUUGUAAUAUAAAUGAUUGUAUAUGAGAGUCUAUAAUUAGCAAUUAUAAAGUAGUGCCAUUUAUUGUCACCAUGAUCCUUAGACAUGUUCUUUCCUUUUUUAAAUUAAAACUUUAAGUAAAGUAAGCCGCUCUUUUUUGACUUUCUUAAUGUAAUCCUAAACUAUACAAAUUUUGAAAAGUUGCCCGUAAUGUAUACUUCAGCGUCUUUUGUUAUUGCCGUAAAUAGUAAGGCGAGAUGAGGUUUAUCCCGUGAACUUCCUCUUUAUGGCUUUUAUCGCAAACUUAGCUAAGCACGGAAUAUAGCUUUAUAAUUAUCACUGCAUUAAUAACUUUGUCAGAGUCUUUAAGGGGUACAAAGGAGUAUUCGUGAAAUUUUGCUUUUUCAACUAUUCUUCAGUUUACCGGACUGAGCAUUGCAACAAACAGCACACAGUUAUUUCCCUGUGUUUUCACUUUAUUCAUCGUUAGUGUUUUAGAAACAUAUAUAUUUUAUUCAAAAAUGGUUAAAAAGAUCGUAGGUGAUAUUGUGUGAAUGGCAUUAAAAUUCAGGUUUGAUAGCCUGAAACUUUUAAUAUUUAUUUUACCGAUUUCAAGUGAAGUAAUCUAUGCCUUCACUGUCUCUUCGCUCAGAUGGUUGUUAGGCAGAAAUAUUUAAUUUAAAAGUUCACCUAUUUGGCGAAUUUCUACCGUAGAAUUUCGCCAAAUAGGUGAAGUUAUGUUAGGCUAACAUAACUCUUUCGGAAAAGAGGGUAUAGCGACCUUGGCGACUAUUAGUUUAUCUGGACCUGGUGUUCUUGGUUUGUUAUAGUUCAUGAAGACUUGCUGAACAUAUUAAUCAGCUCCACCCACUUUUGCCCCUCCUCGAUCAUCUGAACGAGCUGCGGUUUCCUUUCCUGUAGGUCUUUACAUACUUGCUUGACAAAAAUCUGAAUUUACUUUUUAAUCUCUACACAGCUAUGGUUCUUUCUAAUCACUGGCUUGUUUGCGUUAACAUUAAAAUCCGCCGGCGGGGCAUCUGUGUACUCGUUGGUAUCGAAGACUCCUGACCGUGACUGCCAGCCCGUCAAACGCGACUUACUCCGACUUCAACUUGGAAAUGGGUACAACCAACGCUACAUGGCCAUGGACGACAAUGAUCUUCGGCACAAAACCAAGCAAUCACUAUUCGUUGAUGAGAAGCACGCGAACGAUGUCAAGAAUGUGAGCAAGAGGUCGCUUGUUCAGAGUACCGAUCCCACCAUCCAAUGGACGUGCCAGACAACAAAGACCUGGUUAGACUUGGGCGCCAAUUUUUUCCCGCGUCACGUCAGGUCGGUCACAUGCUCAACUAGCAAAUGUUGGUAUCAACAUUUCCAGUGUCGACCGAAGAAUUACACGAUCGAGGUGUUAAAGAAGAAGGAUGGUGUGUGUUUAAGGGUGUACUCCCGCACAGGGAGGCCACGAUGGCAAGACUUUUGGGAACCCAUCGAUUAUCAAAUAACUGUAGGCUGCGAAUGCGGUCAUUGA
Molecule: messenger RNA, 17586 nt
Organism: Porites evermanni
Lineage: Eukaryota; Metazoa; Cnidaria; Anthozoa; Scleractinia; Poritidae
Source: the annotation of a GenBank genome assembly